UUUUGAAAUCGCAGAGGCGCUCUCCAUCUCAAAAAGUCGCGUCGCAACGUCGGUUUAUUCCUCUUUUAACAUCUCUCUUCCUCGUUUGAACAUUUUUAAUAUUCCCGACAGUUAUACAAAACUCAUUCUCAUUUCCCUGGAAGUGAGAAUUUUGGGUUUUCAAUUUCCAAAUUAUUCUCUUCACAGAGCUGUAAUAAUGUCCGCUUCAGCCGUCUCCAUCACGACCAACUCGGCGGCGGCCCGCCGGAGGCCGUUGAUGGUCAACGAGAAAAAAUUAAGUAACAUUGAAUUGGUUCAAGCCGAACCCCAAGUCAACGGUGGAGAUGAUAGAGUUGCUGCGGCUGCGACUAGCAGAGAUCUGAGCCACCAUUCGAUUCGUGCCGAAGCGGUUGUGGAGAGAGAUUUGAUUCAACUGAAGAAGAGCGCCAAUGCGCAUUCUACUGUGUCACCUCGCCGGACGCGGAAGGCAGUGGCGAAGCAGGAGAAGCCGAGGUGGUUGACAGUAGUUAGUAUUUUUACUAAGAAUGUUAUACUUUUGUUGGUUUUGUUAGGGCUGGCUCAGUUUGUUAGAAAGUUAAUUGUGAAAAAUGGGGAUCAGACUCAAUUAGGGUUUUCGGAAUUUGAGAAACGAAUUGGAGAUGUUGAGGAUUUUGUGAAGAGUACUACGAAAUUGAUGCAGGUUCAAAUUGAGGACGUUGACAGAAAGAUUGACAGUGAGAUUGGAGGGCUGAGAACUGACGUUACUAAGAGUAUUGAGGAUAAAAUUGUAAUCUUGGCGCGUGAGGUGAAGAAACUGGAAGAGAAAAGCGAGGGGUUGGAGAGGACAUUGAGUGAAUUGAAAGCUUUUGAUUGGUUUUCGAAAGAGGAGUUUAAUAGUUUUGUUGAAGGGAUGGGGAAGAGGAGUGGUGAAUUUAGCGAAAAUGAUGUUAGUUUGGAUGGUAUAAGAGCUUAUGCAAGGGAGACUGUAGAGAAGGAGAUCAAUAAGCAUGCAGCUGAUGGGCUUGGAAGGGUGGACUUUGCAUUGGCGUCUGGUGGGGGUAGUGUUGUUAAGCAUUCUGAACCUUAUUUGGUUGGGAAGGGGAAUAAUUGGUUUUUAAUGGGUGGUCUAAGUGGUGUCCAUAGGGAGGCUGAUAAGAUGUUGAAACCAAGUUUCGGGGAGCCAGGUCAGUGUUUCCCUUUGACAGGGAGUAGUGGAUUUGUUCAUAUUAAGCUGAGAACGGCUAUCAUUCCUGAGGCUAUCACACUGGAACAUGUUGAUAAGAGUGUCGCUUACGACAGAUCAAGUGCUCCCAAGGAUUGUCGAGUUUUUGGAUGGCUACAGGGGCAUGAUAAUGAGUUAGCUGUCAAUGCUGAGAAGAUGUUUCUUUUGACAGAGUUUACUUAUGACCUUGAGAAGAGUAAUACUCAAACCUUCACUGUAUUGGACUCACCAAGCUCUGGUGUGGUUGACACUAUUAAACUGGAAUUUAUGUCAAAUCAUGGAAGCUCUUCUCAUACUUGCAUUUAUCGGCUAAGGGUACAUGGUCAUGAACCUGAUUCUGUCUCCAUGUUGCCUGUGUAGUUUCAUAAGUCCCCACCACCUAUGCCAUGCUCUUGUAAUUGUAAUAUCAACUUUUUCUUUUUUCUUUAUUUUCUGCUUAGAUCCUUUUCGAACUUACUGCUUAUUAGGUGUAGAGUUUCUUGUAUUUUGAUACCUAGUACGUCCUGAUGUUAGUAUUGUCAAAAAAAAAAAAAGUUUUGUGUACCAUAUCA
Molecule: messenger RNA, 1752 nt
Organism: Mangifera indica (mango)
Lineage: Eukaryota; Viridiplantae; Streptophyta; Magnoliopsida; Sapindales; Anacardiaceae
Product: SUN domain-containing protein 1-like
Exons: 2
Coding region: 197-1561 (454 amino acids)
Biological process (GO): nuclear envelope organization
Cellular component (GO): nuclear envelope
Molecular function (GO): protein-membrane adaptor activity
Source: RefSeq, a predicted model, not a curated record